AUGGAUGGUAACGGAGCAGGUGAAGAAAUGGGCAGUGAGGAGCAUCCGGCCCCUAAUGGUGACUCCAAACAGCGAGGCAGGUUCUCUUUACCCGGCUGGCGCUCCUCGUCCCAGUCCUCAGUGCAUGGAGAGCGAAGUGGGGACCUGAGCCGGAGGCUGCUGUCCCUCGUCAACCGCUACGAUGAUCGAGAUGGCUCCGUGGCCGACCUCAACUCCAAACCCUCAGAGGUGACCGUAGGGUCUGAAGGACCUACCCCAACCACAGGCCAUCGCACAUCCACUGCUUCCAGCUCUGGCAAAGCCAUGCCUGACACCACAGGGCCUGGGGGCGUCGUGUUCACCCCAGGCUUAGAGGACUAUGACUCUAUUGACCAGUCCAUGAACCUCCACAAGCAACUGAGCUCCAUGCUGCAGCCAGGGGUCAACAAGUUCUCCUUGCGCAUGUAUGGAAGCGCCAAAGGGGUUGCGGCCGAGCAGGAACGAGUCAGGUCCUUUGGGGUGUGGAUUAUACAUCCAUACAGUGACUUUAGGUUCUACUGGGAUCUGGUAAUGCUCUUUCUGAUGAUGGGCAACCUUGUUAUCCUGCCAUGGGGCAUCACCUUCUUUGAGGAUCAGAACACGCUGCCGUGGAUGAUCUUCAACAUGGCCUCGGACACUCUUUUCUUGACCGACCUGGUCUUAAACUUCCGCACAGGCAUCCUGGAGGGAGAUAACAGCCACAUCAUCCUGGAUCCACGGGUAAUCCGCCGCCGAUACCUGCAGGGCUGGUUCCUUGUGGAUUUCAUCUCCUCCAUCCCAGUGGACUAUAUUUUCCUGGCGGUGGACCUGGAGGCUCGAGUGGAGUCGGCAGAAGUGUACCGCACUGCCAGGGCUUUGAGGAUCGUCCGCUUCACCAAAAUUCUCAGCCUGCUCAGAUUACUCCGACUGUCCAGACUCAUUCGUUACAUACACCAGUGGGAAGAGAUCUUCCACAUGACAUACGACCUGGCGAGCGCAGUGGUUCGGAUAGUGAACCUGAUUGGGAUGAUGCUUCUCCUGUGUCACUGGGACGGCUGUCUUCAGUUCAUGGUGCCCAUGCUGCAGGAAUUCCCCUCAAACUGCUGGGUCUCCAAAAACAACAUGGUGAAUGCUACCUGGGAGGUGCAGUAUUCCUACGCUCUCUUUAUGGCUAUGAGCCACAUGCUGUGUAUUGGUUAUGGUGCUCAAGCUCCUGAGAGAUUGACCGACGUGUGGCUCACUAUGAUCAGCAUGAUUGUAGGUGCCACCUGUUACGCCAUGUUCCUGGGCCACGCCACCACCCUGGUGCAGUCACUAGAUGCCUCUCAUCGUCAGUACCAGGAAAAGUAUAAGCAAGUGGAGCAAUACAUGUCCUUCCAUAAGCUGCCUGCUGACAUGAGACAGAGAAUCCAUGACUAUUAUGAGCACCGUUUCCAAGGAAAGAUGUUUGACGAGGAAAACAUUCUAGGAGAACUCAGUGACCCACUUAAAGAGGACAUAGUGAGCUACAACUGUCGUGGACUGGUGGCGAACAUGCCGCUGUUUGGCAACGCUGAUCCACACUUCGUCACUGUGCUCCUGACCAAGCUGCGAUUUGAGGUCUUCCUGCCAGGUGACAUCAUUAUUCGCGAGGGAACGCUGGGCCGGAAAAUGUACUUCAUCCAGCAUGGCUGUGUCACUGUCAUAACGCGUGAGAAAAAGGAGAAGAAACUUAGUGAUGGCUGCUACUUUGGGGAAAUCUGCCUGCUGACCCGUGGCCGCCGUACAGCUAGCGUGAGAGCGGACACCUACUGCAGACUGUAUUCUCUCAGUGUGGACAGUUUUAACGAAGUUCUGGAGGAGCACCCCAUCAUGAGGAGAGCCUUUGAGAGCGUUGCCAUAGACCGCCUGGACCGCAUGGAGAAAUUCAAGAAUAACGUUUCUCAACAU
Molecule: messenger RNA, 1926 nt
Organism: Colossoma macropomum (tambaqui)
Lineage: Eukaryota; Metazoa; Chordata; Actinopteri; Characiformes; Serrasalmidae
Gene: hcn3
Product: hyperpolarization activated cyclic nucleotide-gated potassium channel 3
Exons: 8
Biological process (GO): potassium ion transport; transmembrane transport
Cellular component (GO): membrane
Molecular function (GO): voltage-gated potassium channel activity
Source: RefSeq, a predicted model, not a curated record